Gorilla gorilla gorilla (western lowland gorilla) is the source of this 1561-nucleotide messenger RNA. RefSeq lists its product as uncharacterized. Lineage: Eukaryota; Metazoa; Chordata; Mammalia; Primates; Hominidae. The coding region runs from base 619 to 1314 and encodes 231 amino acids. The record is from RefSeq and is a predicted model, not a curated record. The transcript is spliced from 3 exons.
CCCCCAGCUGCCUCGUCAGGGCUCGAGCAGCCGGUGAACUGGGCCCGGCCACGCUCGCCGCGCUGGAGUUAGAUGGGGCCUCCGAGGGCGUCCACACUGGACAUUCCCGCGGGGAGCUCUCAUCGGCCCCCGCACCCCGUUCCUAUCUCGCCCUUGACGUGGGCCCGACGCCCAGGGCGCCCCCUACAGCUCACACAGGGAUCCAAACGGCCUCCGCCGCCGGGCCACUGCCGCUCGCAGUCUAGGAACCCCAGGAAGACACACACUCUGGGGACUUGUCCAAACACACGCACAGCUCAGACUCGUAGCCCUUGAGGCCCCCGCACCCACAAAGAAACUGCAGGCUCCCUUUGCCAACCCCAGGCCUCCCUGGGGCUCUGUCCUCAUCUUCCCAAGAGGGCUGCCACCCCUCUUGGGGGAGCUGCACCUCCUGCCCCCUUCCCCUCCCUCUGUUUGCUCCUCCAUCUUUCUCUCGAGUUCCUUUUCCUCUGGUGGCUCUGGGGCUCUCUGUCUAGAGCCUCCUGACCUCAUGGGCGCCUGAGCCCUCCUCCGAAAUUUCCUGUCCACACCUCAAGCACUGACUUUCUCCAGGGCCCUGGAAUAUUUUCCCCCAGCCUUAUGACCACAAGUGCACGUCCUCUGGUUCCAGCCCAUAUCCAAGACCCUGCUCCCUGCCACCCAGUGACAGGGAUCCAGCCAGAGAUGGGUAGCACCUCAGACCCUUCCUCCCCACUCCUCCCACGGCCUAUACCUCGUUUUCUUCUCCCCAGCCACAACGGCUUCCCAAUCCCUAUCCUGCUCCCCUUAACCCAUCUCCACAGAGUAGGGGAUGCUCCUGAAAUACAGAUUGCGAUGACUUUGUAUCUCACCUGCCUAAAACCCUUCCAUUCUCCUCUCUGCAGGCCUGGGAUGACAAUACUUGAGGAACCCUCGCUGGUGCUGCCCUCCUGCCCUCUGCCUGGAACACCUCCCCUAAGUGUCAGUGAGUGGACGUAUAUAUUUGGAUCAAUCGAGUUGCACCCUUUGCCUCCCAGAUCAGUUCCUCCGGCCUCCCUGGCAGAGCAGAAGGACAGCUCUGGACACUUGUGUCAGCACCCAGCCCACUUGUCCCUGCCACAGCUUCAUAUAAGGUUCCCAGAAGGCCAUGGCUCCAACCCCUGCUCUCAUCCUUGGAACCACAGUCCCAGGGUGAAGGGAGGCAGCUUCAGUCCUGGGGCCAACAGCACAUCCGAGGAAAUCAGGGCCCCUGGAACACAGCCUGCGGGACUGGGGGCACAUCUGCUGCCCAAUCCAGAGCUUGAAUGCUCCUGGUGAUCCAGGAAGGCCACUGAGAUUUCCACUUUAUCUACUGUUUCUUGUGCACGUACUUACCAUAAAUCAAAACAGCCUCUGUGUUAUCAUCCUUCAAUGUUCAACACAUCGCAUCGGAGUCGCCCUUUCCCUACAGAAUAUAAGCUCUGGGUCUGGGGGCUAAUGGUGUGGGGAUCCACCACCCUGUCUUGCCACCACCUGAGACACAGAUGUGGCUUCUAUUCGUAUGUCCCUAUUAAAUGUUUUUCUC